Messenger RNA from Venturia canescens, 783 nucleotides. Its product is annotated as proton-coupled amino acid transporter-like protein pathetic. The transcript has 4 exons. Gene Ontology annotation, molecular function: L-amino acid transmembrane transporter activity. Lineage: Eukaryota; Metazoa; Arthropoda; Insecta; Hymenoptera; Ichneumonidae. Bases 1 to 618 code for a protein of 205 amino acids. Gene Ontology annotation, biological process: amino acid transmembrane transport. The record is from RefSeq and is a predicted model, not a curated record.
AUGACGGUGCUGUUGCCUCUGGAGAAUACGAUGAAAAAUCCAAGCCACAUGCCUCUCAUACUCGCAACGACUAUGAUUAUAAACAUGUUUAUCUACGCUGCUUUCGGAUUCUUCGGUUACAACAAAUACUUGGAUGCUUGUGAUACAGUCAUCAAGAAUUUGCCACUCGAGGAUGUUUUGGCUCAAAUCGUGAAAAUCGCAAUCACUGCCUCAGUCAUAUUCACCUACGGGCUUCAAUACUACGUUCCCAUCACCAUUCUGUGGCCUUUCAUCGCCAAGAGGAUCCAACAUGAUCAUCACUACGAGAUAUUUUUCAGACUCGGAGGCGUCACUGCUUCGACCCUUCUCGCUGUGGCAGUUCCGCAAAUGGCUCCUCUCCUGGGUUUCCUCGCAGCUCUCAGUAUAACGACCAUCGUUUUAUUAAUUCCUGUGCUCAUUGAGUUCAACACGAAAUGGGACAUGAGUGAAAGUCGUUUCUUCUUCUGUUGUCGAUCAAUCAAAAAUAUCAUCAUCACCAUACUUUGGCUGCUUCUUUUGGUUUUCGGAGCGUCAGAAAAUCUGCGAGAAAUCAUCAAAACAUUCGGUGGUAAGGCAGAAGCCGAAGCGGCUAUAUGCUGAGAGUGGUUCGUCCGAGCGAUUUCAUCUCUUCCAGAGUCAGCUCAUCCGAUAGGAUCAACACAGGAUCUUACGACCCGUGAGAUCACCGUGAACGCACAGACAGAAACACACGUAUAUGGACAUAUUGAUAAAAAGAAAAAAAAAAACGAAUUCCUUAAGCUUCGA